Messenger RNA from Dujonia railenensis, 1059 nucleotides. The record is from the annotation of a GenBank genome assembly. NCBI's taxonomy places the organism in Eukaryota, Fungi, Ascomycota, Pichiomycetes, Serinales, Debaryomycetaceae.
AUGGCUAAUUACGAAUGCUCUGAAAAAUUCACCUCCUUCCUUCAGGAACUUCCAAAGUGUGAACAUCAUGUCCAUCUUGAAGGUACCUUAGAACCAGCUUUACUCUUUCAAUUGGCUAAGAGAAACAACAUUACUUUACCAAGCCAUUUCCCUCCAACACCGGAAGCCUGCAAUGAGCGUUAUAACAAUUUCGCAGAUUUACAAGAUUUCUUAGAUCACUACUAUAUUGGAAUGGGAGUCUUAAUCAAAGAGGAUGAUUUUUAUGACUUAGCCAUGGAAUACUUCAAGAAGGCUUCCUCCGAUGGAUGUUUACACUCCGAAGUUUUCUUUGACCCACAAGGUCAUGUUGAACGUGGUAUCUCAAUUGAUACUGUAGUCAAGGGUUUCGACAGAGCCUGUAAGGAUGCCACAUCCAAGUUUGGUACCACCAACAAACUUAUUAUGUGUUUAUUAAGACACUUACCAUCAGCAGCUGGCUUAGAAACUAUUAAGUCAGCUUCUCCAUACUACGAACAAGGCAUAAUCCAUGGAUUAGGACUUGAUUCUUCUGAAAAGCCAUUCCCACCUGAAUUAUUCAAGGAAUGUUACGAUCAUGUAAAUGAAAACUUUCCCAACGUCGGGUUAACUGCACAUGCCGGUGAAGAAGGUGACUCCAGCUACGUUGCCAAUGCCUUUAACCACUUGAACGUCACCAGAAUUGAUCACGGGAUCAAUUCUCAACACGAUGAAGAAUUGUUGAACAAGUUGGCCGACGGUCGUCAUAUGCUUUCUGUCUGUCCAUUAUCAAAUGUCAAAUUGCAAGUCGUUAAAGAUGUUGCAGAAUUACCAAUUCAACUUUUCUUUGACAAGAACGUUCCGUUUUCUAUCAACUCCGAUGAUCCAGCAUACUUCGGGGGAUACAUCUUAGAUAACUAUGUAGCUGUCCACACCAGAUUCGGUUUUUCUCACGAGCAAUGGUGCACAAUUGCCAAGAACGGUAUAGAUGGUUCUUGGUGUGAUGAAGACAGAAAGAAGCAGCUCAGAGAAAAGGUUGAUGAAGUUUACAAGAAACACGCUUAG